Megalops cyprinoides (Indo-Pacific tarpon) is the source of this 5233-nucleotide messenger RNA. RefSeq names its product protocadherin-1-like. Gene Ontology annotation, cellular component: plasma membrane. Lineage: Eukaryota; Metazoa; Chordata; Actinopteri; Elopiformes; Megalopidae. Gene Ontology annotation, molecular function: calcium ion binding. The record is from RefSeq and is a predicted model, not a curated record. The transcript is spliced from 5 exons. Gene Ontology annotation, biological process: homophilic cell-cell adhesion. Bases 712 to 4296 code for a protein of 1194 amino acids.
GUCUGAGAAAGCACUACCCUCUCUCUGCCGUUCAUGCUCCGGAAGAGCCAGAGACAGGGUAACAAGAAAACGCCUCAAACACAGGCGCGCAUGGUGUAGCCACGGAAAUCUUGCCCGUCUGCGAGCGAAUCGCACAGCUAUCGACAGUAACAGAGAGGACAGACGGAUAUCCCCACUGAGGUCUGGAAUCUGACGAAAACAGCCUGUUGUACGUGUGGGUUUAAAUGCGCAGCGAAUGGGAAAACUUCAAUAAAGCUACAGUAACGGUAGAGCAUAUAGCGUCGUGCCAGUGUCGAAUUAUUCUUCGUGGGCAAUAGACAAAGCGACGGAAUGCUGUGACAACCGUUCGCAUCUGCUGACCCUUCGAGUUCUCUGUUGUUUGCAAGAAACAAUAGGGGCACGUUGUUUGUGUUGUUGGUGCAGCUCUGAGAUUUAAACUGGAAUGUUUUGGAAUUUCGUGGACAUUCACCAAGGUCCGGGCAACUGGGGGGCACAGUUCCUGUGGAUUUUGUCACUGUGGGAAUUGUGUUUUCCUGAAUAGUGGACGCUGCAUCGUGGGGGGUAGAAGGCUGAAGUGUUUGCGUCUGGGAGCCAAGAGGAACCGCGCCUCCUAUUUCGGCAGAACCGUACAGAGAAGAAAUUUCUACAUCGGGAAGGUAUCCACUGUAUGGCUAAAGAUAUUAGGCUGAAGCGGUGCCCAGCAGCUGUGUGAUGGAGCUGAGGCUGGGUACUGUGCUGGUGUGGGCUGCGCUGCUGGGCUCCUGCCGCUUGACUCUCGCUGGUGUUCUGUACAGAAUGCAGGAGGAGCAGCCUCCCAGCACUUUGAUCGGCAGCCUCGCUGCAGACCAGGGCCUCCCAGAUUCUGGACACCUUUACAAACUGGAGGUGGGCACUCCCUACCUGCGUGUGGAUGGAAAAACGGGAGACAUCUUCACCACGGAGGUUCCCAUCGACAGGGAGAACCUGAAGGACUGUCGGGCUGUGCUUAAGGCAGACCCCUGCUUCCUGGAGUUUGAGGUGUCGAUUACUGACCUGAACCAGAACCAGAGCCCACGGCUUAUUGAGGGACGGAUCGAGGUUCUGGACGUGAAUGACAACACGCCGCAGUUCCCGUCCCCCAUCCUGACCAUCUCUGUCCCGGAGAGCACUCACCCCGGGACCUUGUUUUCAGUUCCUGUGGCCACUGACCGAGACUCAGAGAGGAAUGGCGUGGUGGACUAUGCCCUCACCACGGGUCCAGAUGCAGUGGCACUCUUUGGCCUGCAGGUGGCAGAGGACCGGGGUGAGAAGCUGCCUCAGCUUAUCGUCAUGGGCAACCUGGACCGUGAGCAGAAGGAUUCGUACGACCUCAACAUCAAAGUGGUGGAUGGGGGGAGCCCCUCACGCUACAGCAGCGCCCUGCUGAGGGUCAUCGUCACCGACGCUAACGACAAUGCACCCAAAUUCGAGAAGUCCAUUUACGAGGCAGAGCUGUCUGAGAACAGCGCCGUGGGGCACUCCGUUCUGCAGGUGAAAGCCAAUGACUCUGACAUGGGACCUAAUGGGGAGAUUGAGUACACCCUGCACCAAGCCUCAGAGGCCACUCAGAGGCUUCUGCGGAUUGACCACUCUACAGGUAUAAUCUAUGUGAAGGGGCAUGUGGAUCGUGAGGAGUUUACCUCCAUGAAGUUCUAUGUGGUUGCAAGGGAUAAAGGGUCAAUGCCAAAAAGUUCCAAGGUCUACGUAUCCAUCAACAUAAAGGAUCAGAAUGACAAUGCCCCCACCAUUGAGAUCCGUGGCAUUGGGCUGGUAACCCACCAGGACGGCGUGGCCAACAUCUCUGAGGACAUGCCCACUGGCACUGCAGUUGCACUGGUGCAGGUGUCAGACCGGGAUGAGGGGGAGAAUGCCGUUGUCACAUGUGUGGUUGCAGGGGAUGUCCCUUUCCAGCUAAGGCCAGCUGGUGAUACCCCUAAUGACCACAAGAGGAAAUACUUUCUGCAAACGACCACGCCCCUGGACUAUGAGCAUGUCAAGGAUUACAGGGUUGAGAUUGUAGCUGUGGACUCAGGCAACCCAGCGCUCUCCAGUACAAACUCUCUCAAAGUUCAAGUUAUGGAUGUGAAUGACAACUCCCCUGUCUUUUCUCCAAGCCAAUUUGAAGUGGAUUUCACAGAGGAGAACGAGCCUGGGGAUAAGGUCCUGGAUGUCACGGCAACAGAUGCUGACAGCGGCACCAAUGCUGAGCUCACAUACAGCAUCAUUGUGGUGGACUCCUCCACAAAGGGACUAUUUGAAAUCAAUGCCGACACAGGGGAGGUCCAAGUGAGGAAUCGCCUGGACCGAGAGCACAGAGAGCGCUACCAGUUCCACGUAGCAGCAACUGACAAGGGUGUCCCCAGCCACCGCGGGAUGGCCUCAGUCCUGGUCAGAGUGCUUGACCGCAAUGACAAUGAUCCCAAGUUCAUGCUGAGCAGCUACAGCUUCUCCGUCCUGGAGAACAUGCCUCCCCUUAGUCCUGUCGGCAUGGUGACAGUCACGGAUGCAGACAAAGGUGAGAAUGCACAGGUUCAACUUUCUGCAGAGUCGGAUGAUGGAAACUUUGUCAUCCAAAAUGGCACUGGCACCAUCCUUUCCAGCAUCUCAUUUGACCGGGAGAAGGAGAGCACCUACACAUUUCGCUUGAAGGCAGUGGAUGGUGGAGACCCUCCAAGGUCCUCCUUUGUUGGAGUAACAAUCAAUGUGCUGGAUGAAAAUGACAAUGCCCCCUAUGUCACUAAGCCUUCAAACUCCUCCUACAAAUGUCUCUCUCCUUUAACCAGCCCUGAAAGCCAAGUGGAAAGAGUGGAGGCCGAAGACAUUGACAUUGGGCCCAACGCAGAGUUGGUUUAUAGCAUAGCCAGUGGAAACCCCCACAACCUCUUCCGAAUAUCACCCUCUGAUGGGGAGAUCACACUGGCUAAGGAGUUAACCCAAAAACAUAAAGGCCUCCACAGACUUGUGGUCAGGGUGAGUGACAAGGGCAAGCCCCCAAAACACACCACUGCCCUGGUGCACAUCUAUGUGAAUGAGACCAUCGGCAACAUCACCCUGCUGGAGUCUCUGGUGGGGCACAGCCUGUACACCCCACUGGACACAGACAUUGCUGGGGAGCCUGACCUCAGCCUGACCUCUCACCACAGCAACAUCCUGUAUGGCAGCCUGGCAGGCAUCACUGGGGUCAUCUUCAUCAUUAUCAUCGUGGUGGUUGUCCGGCACCAUCUGCAGCAUGAGGCUAAGAGCGGGUACCAGGCUGGUAAGAAGGAGACCAAGGACUCCUUUGCCCCUAAACAGGCUCCUAAGAGCAAGAAGGGCAAAAAGGGGAAGAAAGGUGCAGCUCCCAAACAGGCAAAGCCAUUGGAAGAGGAUGAGGAGGAAGAGGCCAGCCUUCAGAAGAGUCUAAAAUUCAGCCUUGAUGGGGUUAAUGACAGCCCCAGGAUCCACCUGCCACUGAACUACCCCCCGGGCAGCCCCGACUUGGGGCGACACUACCGCUCCAACUCCCCCCUGCCCUCUAUCCAGCUGCAGCCCCAGUCGCCGUCGGCCUCCAAGAAGCACCAGGUUGUGCAGGACCUCCCCGCCACCAACACCUUUGUGGGGACUGGUGACGAGAACUCCAUCAGCUCCGAUCAAUAUUCAGAUCACAGCUACAAGCCAAACACCCAAAAAUACAGCAACAAACAGCUGCCUCAUCGCCGAGUGACAUUCUCCACAGCCAAUCCAGCACAGGACCUGCAGGACUCCUCCCAACACUGUUUCUAUGACAGCGGGCUGGAGGAAUCUGAGACCCCCAGCAGCAAGUCAUCCUCGGGGCCACGCCUCGGCCCCCUGGCUGUGCCAGAGGACCAUUAUGAGAGGACCACUCCCGAUGGCAGCAUUGGUGAGAUGCAGCACCCUGAAAGCGCAGAUGUGCGGUCUCUGCCUGAUGUUACAAUGACUGGAAACUGUACUCCAGAAUGCACUGAACUUGGUCAUUCGGACACCUGCUGGAUGCCAGGGCAGCCCUCCCCAACCCGCAAGACCAAGAGCACCCCAAAACUCUCCACUUUCGUGCCUUACCAGGAAAGAGGGAGCCCAGACCACCUGACCAAUGGGUGCCCAGGCCGUGUGGAAGACCGCAGCACCAAAGUAGCCAGUGGCUGCUUCCUGCCGUCCCAUAGGGCCUACUCCGGCAGCAGUGGCCAUGAGCCCAACAAGGACUGCCCCCUGGAGGACAUUCCCCUGAGCCAGGCCACCACAACCCUGCGCCAUGCCUCCAAAAGGGAGAUCUACCUGUGAGGAGAGCUGGCCUGCCUUUCACAGAACCACAGAGGAAAGCCUGAAUCCAAAAAAGAGUCAGAUGAAUAGAAAGAAUGUAAACAUUGAUUACGCUGGAAUGUUGUUGUUUGUAGGAAUAUUACUUUGAUUUAUGGAGAUACUAUGAACUGUUUUUUACUUUUUUAUUAUUUCUUAAACUGCAUUGGUGUUAGACAAAAGCAGAAACAAAAAGACAAAUAUUUCUGAUAUGUUACUGUUUUGGAAGUCUGUGAAAUUUUCUGUCAACUCCAGGAGUUUUGAAGGUGCAAUCAGCGCUGUAGUGCUAGAACCAAUGUCUUAUUUAACUCAGAUCAUGUUUGUGACAGACCGUUUGAACUGGAGGAAAUAUUAUUAGCAUCCUUAAAUCAUAGCAAGAAGUCUUUGAUACUGUACAGUACUGUAAAUACAUUUGAAUAGCGUGCAUAUGUUUAUCAGACUUCAGUACUUUUUCGUCAGCUAUAAAGAGCUUAAAAUUUGGAGCAUUUACUGUUGAUGUUGUUUUACAGUGAUACAGAAACAUUGUUAUGGAUUGGCACAGGAAGAAAGCAACCUGAAUACAGUUGCCUGAGUUGUGGAAUGUCUUUCUGUUACAUAGGGUACAGAACGGACCAGGAGGGAAAGGACUAUUUUGUGAUCUUCAGUCUUUGUUCUGUGGAAGUCUCAUGUAUUUGGAAACAAAUACCAAAAAACCAAAUUGACACACUGUGCUUUGUUAAGAGAGUGACUUACCAGUUUUCCACAGCAUUAGGCUGUAUCACUGUGGCUUCAAUGUACAGCCUUCCUUCUCUCAUCAUCACCCUCUCAUCAUUAAAUAUGAGGCCACACCUCCACACAGGAGAACAUACCUCCACAUCAUCAUUGCCCAAUCCCAUCACACCGUGUGCCACCAAAAAAAAAAAAAAAAAAACAGGAUUAUGGG